CGAGGUUUGACGACGCAGUGCGUGGUGACGUACAUCCCGUGGACGUAACCACGUAAAACAUCUUUGGUUACGUUACGUUACGUUGCAGACAGCAGCAGGAAGUGUGAUGUGGCUUUGACUCACAACAAAAAUGUCGGCCAUUUUCAACUUCCAGUCACUGUUAACAGUGAUUCUCCUCCUGAUCUGUACCUGUGCCUACAUCAGAGCGCUGGCUCCCAGCCUGAUAGACAAGAACAAGACCGGGCUUCUAGGAAUUUUCUGGAAGUGUGCCAGGAUAGGUGAGCGGAAGAGUCCCUGGGUGGCUUGCUGCUGUGUCGUCAUGGCUUUUAGUAUACUGUUUCUGCAGUAGCCGUCCAAAGAAAAAAACAACGAAUGGAAACAUUGGAGAAAUGAACAGACAACAAGGCAUGGACAGUAUGAUCCUAGAAGCACAACAGGACCUCCGGUGGCUGAUAAUGUAAAAGCGGAGAGCCGUCAGUCACCACUCACAGUGGCCACGGAGAGAGAAGAUGCGUCUUGUGUAGGGGGGAGGGAUGAGCUGAUAGCCCCAGAGUGCGUCUAGAUCCCUCCACAGACUUCCAGGUCUUACGUGUUUGCUUAUGUGGAAUGUUUACUCCGGAUGUAUGAGUAUGUGUGUAUAGGGGGCCAAUGCUUUGCGUUAUCUGCCAUUUAGUUUAAAGAAACAGAAGUCACAUUCUGGCAUCAUUGGUGGGAUCAAAAUGACACAUUGUCCAAAUAUUUCAAACUGAUUUUUUUUCCCCUUCAAGUUUUUCACAAUUGCAUCGACCAGUUUGAAAUUCUCCACAACAAGGACCUUCAUAAAAUGUUCAUACCUGUUAUGCGAUUCACAUCGGAGGCUUAUAUAUUUGUAAACUGAGUUAUAACGAGGGAUGACUUUUUUAAUCAUCUCAGCGCCCUCUUUGUAACCUCUGCCCUGUUUGUUGUAUCUAGAAAUGGUGAUCAUACUCCACAGCAGACACAAUUAUAGUUUAACUCUCUAGGUGGCUAAUUGUGCUGCAGAUUUGCCUCAAAGAGCUCCUGAUGUUUUUAAAGUCAGUCAGUUUGCCGCUAUUUAUUAAAGAACCUUUUUUGGAAAUCCGGCUUGAGAAGGCUGAUUUUUGUCAUUUCUGCAUCUGUUUAUGUCUGUUGUGAUAAUGCCGCACUGUAACAUGAAGUGUCGUUAAUAAUGACUGCAGACAUGCAAAAUACAUGUUGAUAACCUCUAAA
Messenger RNA from Sebastes umbrosus (honeycomb rockfish), 1227 nucleotides. It is a transcript of the gene tmem167a, whose product is annotated as transmembrane protein 167A. The record is from RefSeq and is a predicted model, not a curated record. Gene Ontology annotation, biological process: intracellular transport; protein secretion. Lineage: Eukaryota; Metazoa; Chordata; Actinopteri; Perciformes; Sebastidae. Bases 131 to 349 code for a protein of 72 amino acids. The transcript is spliced from 4 exons.